UGAGAUAUCUUCUUUUGUCAGAAGCCCAACGAUUCAAUAAUUUCCAUAUCAAGUGGAGUGGAAUAUUUAGGGUAUUACUUUUUUCUUCUGUGAGAUCACCUUUACCUCAGUUUAAGGACUUUUACCCUUUUUUUUUACUUUUGACACAAGGAUAUUCAAGGAUGCAUUUUGUGACGGCUGUGAGUCCUUUUGUGGUCAUUACUCUAUUUUUGUCACUGGUCGAAACCAAGUUCUACAGACCACUCCAAUUUAACCAGUAUAAAGCUGGGCUCAAUCAACACCAUGACCAGGGGAGAGCCACCAGCAGACACAAGAACCACUGUGCCUAUGUGGUUGAAAAGACAGUGUCCUUCACCGUGCAGGACGGGGCAGCCCCAUAUGUAAAAGCUGAAUACAACAAGUGCUCCUGGGGUCAGAAAUGUCCAACUCUACAGUAUCGUCUGAUGUACAAACCAAUCUACAAGGUGGCACAUAAAGCAGUCACAGAGCUGGAGUGGCGUUGUUGUCCCGGUUACUCUGGUUAUGGCUGUAUGGAGGGACAUCCAGUUUACCACCAUCCCAUGAAAAUGAUGCCACCAUUCAAGGGCCCACAGAUGAAAGGCCCGCAGUUUAAGGGGCCACAGUUCAAGGGCCCGCAGUACAAAGGUCCCAUGUUCAAGGGUCCCAUGUUCAAGGGCCCACCUAUUAACACUGUUGUGAAGGGCAACCCAUGGAGUCAAAAUAAAGGACCUCCCACCGGCGGUUUUAACUCCUACCCAAUGCGCCACUUUGGGCCUCCAAGGACCUCAUUCCCAGAAACCUCCUUGGAGCCCUAUCCAUCCGAGCCAGAGACAAUGCCAAUGCCAGAGCACCAGGAACCACAUCACACAGAGCACGACCAAGAACAUGACCAAGAACAUGACCAAGAACAUGACCAAGAACAUGAACAUGAACAUGAACAUGAACAUGAGCAUGAGCAUGAGCGUGAACAAAGCCAAGGACCUGAGGAACACAUACCAGAAGAAAUCACUCCUGCUCCCUCUGCUGGUGAGCAGCCUGAAGGUGAGACCAUAGGCCAGACUAUCGACCGUGAAACAGAGGAACGGCUAUAUCAAAUGGAGGAGGAUGUGCGACGUCUAAACCAGGGUCUGGAAACCCUGAGGGGAACUGUGAAUGGACUGGAAGAUAGUCUACGAGCCUCGCUGAGAGAGGAUGCCAACCGGAUGCUGUCAGCUCUUCUCUCUGCUGCCCCUGGUCCUGUUCCCGCUCCUGUUGUAGCCUCUGGUCCAUCCAGUGUAGGGUUUGUAGAGAUUCCAGGGGGAAACCCUGAGACAGAGGGUCUAGAUGGCAGACACGUGUUUCCAGGCCUCACAGAUCUAAAUGGAAGGGUAGAGGAGCUCAGGACAGAGCUGCAAGCCAAGACAGCAGAGCUGCAGGAACUCAAAGCAACAGUGACAGGACAUGAUGGAGCACUGAAGAAGAUGUCAAAUGUAGCUGGGGUGGUGUCAGACUCCAGCCACAAUCUUGGGGACAAUGCACAGAAAGUUAUGGAGAACUUAAUGGAUGCAAAGCUGAGUGAAGCAAGGACCGAAAUUCUUGGUGGGUUUGAGAUACGUGUGGAGAGUGCAGAGGGCCGAUGCGAGGAGAAAGCUGGGGAUUUGCGUCAUCAGUGCCAGAGGGAGCAAAGUGAGAGGCAGGAGCAGAUGGAGGACGCUCUUGUGGAGAGUAACACAGACUUAAGAACAGAUCUGAGAAACCUCCAGGCACAGAUCCAUGGUUUAAAGGCAACAGAGAGCUGUUCAGGUAGAGUGAGUGGACUGGUUGAAAGAGUACAAAUGCUGGAAACAUCAAUGGCAGGCCUCAACCAGUCCCAGGGGCAGCUGAGGGUGGAGCUAGGUGGACACAAAGACCACAUAGAGGGAAUGCUGGAGGGGCGUCUGGUGUAUGUAGAGUCCAAGCUCAACCUGACUGGGCAGAUUAAAAGUGAUGAGUCUGUAAGGAGUAGUGUGGUCCCAGACAGAGCUGAGACAGGACAGGAAGUGGAAGCCAGAAUGGAUGGUAAGAUGAUGGCUCUGGAAGGCCGUUUACUGAUGGCUUUGGAGGAGCUGGGUAAUGCCACUGCUCCCGCAUUGCUUGAAGGUCAUGCUGUUCCCACUCUGGAGACAGAACUGGAGUCUCUCAGAAGGAGACUAGCGGUAGAUGUGGACAGAGUUCAGAAGCACCUGAGCAGCCUUGAGGUUCUCUGCUCCUCUUCCUGUUCCUCACCUCAAAACCCAUCUGCUGUCCAAGGAGACUCAGCGGCGACAGGUGCUAACCUGGCAGAGGAGCAGAAGGUGAAGGAGGCAAUCAACAAGCAAGGUGACCGUUUGAAUAGCCUCAAUGUCACAAUGCAGAACAUCCUGAGCCGUCUGACCCCCAGGGAACAGCAGGAACAAGCAGAGGGCGGUUAUACCAUCCAGGGAGAGCUCACAAUCCUCCAGUUCAAUGUCCGCUCAGUCAACCAUACCCUCAAAGGCCUCCAGGAUUCCCUGGGGACAGUAGUCCACCAGGUGGACCAAGCCAACAGCUCCUGGCAUGAGAGAGAGGCUCGUCUGGCGCAGCAGAUAAAGGGUGUGGUGCAGCUGGUUGGACAUCAGGCUUCCAUGCUUGGGGCAGGUGAGCGCAAACUGACCCGGGUUAAAGUUGACCUGCAGGAGAUGAAGAGGCGGCUAGCCGAGGAGGUCCGGGGCUGCCGGAGCACAGCAAUGGGGGUCCAGAAAGAGGUAAUUGAGGUUGGAGGGCGCGUAACCAGUGUGGAAGACCAGUGCAAGGGCCUGAACUACUUAGCAGAUGACCUGGAGAGAAUCAGGGAGGAGUUGGAGAGACAAUCGAAUGGGCUUCUUGUGCAAGUCAAUGGGACUCUUUCCAGCCAUGCUCAGCAGCUGUCCGAGCUGAGAGGCGAACUCAGAAACUGCAGCUCCCAGGUAGAGCCAACACAAAAGAGUUUAGAGCUGGAGCCAGAGCUGAGACGAGGGGACACCUUCACUUUGAAUUAGUUCAGUUCACACAGAGUUACGGACAAUAGAUUUUAUAAAUGAAUGAAAAAGGGGAAAAUACUCUGCAGGUGUAGUGGGUGUCCACUUAAACCCCCCAUCUAAUAAUUUGAAUUUGAAUUGUAAAAUACAAAGGUUUUGAACCUGCACUGAAGGAUGAUUUUAAUGUUAACAAACUGCACCUGUGUUACUGUACUGUUUCUGUAAAGCUUUCAAAAAAUAUUGUAUGAACGCUUGCAUAACAAUGUUUACAUGUUUAAGAUUUUGUAUUGAUUUUUUCUUAUGACUAGACUAGAAGUAUACAAGAUAUUAUGUUUUUAUAUGAUUUCAGUUCUUGAGCAUCCAUUUCUAUUCUGAUUGUAACACGACAUAAUAUGUUAGCAUUUCAAGCUAUACAAAGUUUAAUUUCAAGGUUUUUCAACACUGACAAUCCAAU
Molecule: messenger RNA, 3447 nt
Organism: Anoplopoma fimbria (sablefish)
Lineage: Eukaryota; Metazoa; Chordata; Actinopteri; Perciformes; Anoplopomatidae
Gene: emilin3a
Product: elastin microfibril interfacer 3a
Exons: 4
Coding region: 162-3014 (950 amino acids)
Cellular component (GO): extracellular matrix
Molecular function (GO): protein binding
Source: RefSeq, a predicted model, not a curated record